Messenger RNA from Trypanosoma grayi, 588 nucleotides. RefSeq lists its product as hypothetical. The transcript has a single exon. NCBI's taxonomy places the organism in Eukaryota, Euglenozoa, Kinetoplastea, Trypanosomatida, Trypanosomatidae. The coding region runs from base 1 to 588 and encodes 195 amino acids. The record is from RefSeq and is a predicted model, not a curated record.
AUGACAGAAAAGUCUGCCACCUUCGCAGAGGUUGUGGCGGGAAGACUGUCCAUUGCUCCCGUGCAGCAGGACAUCGAUAGUGUCGCACCAACUGCUGCGACAGCGGAAUCGUUAAGCCCUGCGCCACACGUUGGCACAACAUUCUUCACGAAUGUCCGACCACCUGGCGGUGAGAGCUACGCGGACGCCGUCAAGUCGGGUAGCGUGAAGCUUGACGGGGUGCCGGUGAACCCUCUGAAACUUGUCGGCUUCAUCGAAUCGGUGACUAACUCGACGAUGCAGGAACAGGAGUCGGUGCUGUCGUCAUGGGCCGACGACGAUCAGUGCUUCUUUGACUCCAUCCGCAUCGCACAGGAGGAACAGCGGAAGCCGCAGGAGUCGCAGCGCGACACCGGCCGUCAAGAGAGGGACGGCGAUUGCAGGCGCGAGCACGGCGGCCGGCGCUGGCGCUUCAUUGGCGGCGGCGAGAGCAGCAGGAACAACAACAACAAUAGGCGACGCAGGGGCAAUAACCGCGGCAACUUUCGAAGGGCGGGCGGUGCAGAGCCGCCGGUUCUUUCCGGUGGACGCUUUGCUGCGCUGCGCUGA